AUGAAUAGGGUGAGGAAUUUCUCUGCUGCCACUAGUUUUAAUAUUAGCAUCCCAAAGAGUAAAAUUUAUCUUGGAGGGGUUGAUGCAGAAACUCAGGAGCUUAUUCAACAAACAACUGGUUUUGCUAGAGGUAUUAUGCCUUUUAAGUAUUUGGGAGUUCCUUUGGCAAGCAGAAAAUUGUCUAUAGCUGACUGUCAACCUUUGAUAGAGAGGAUGCUGAUGCAGAUUUUUCCUUUGCAGAAAAAGGUUAUUUCCCAUAUUGAUAGUAUGUUGAGAAACUUCUUGUGGAUUGGUAAGGACAAUCCUACCAGAAAAGCUCCUGUGUCUUGGGACCACAUUAGUGAUCCCAUAUCUUCAGGUGGUUCGAGCUUGAUUUAUCUUAAGGAGUGGAAUAAGGAAACCAUUGAUAAGCUGUUUUGA
Lathyrus oleraceus (garden pea) is the source of this 420-nucleotide messenger RNA. RefSeq lists its product as uncharacterized. The record is from RefSeq and is a predicted model, not a curated record. The transcript has 2 exons. NCBI's taxonomy places the organism in Eukaryota, Viridiplantae, Streptophyta, Magnoliopsida, Fabales, Fabaceae. Bases 1 to 420 code for a protein of 139 amino acids.